This is a messenger RNA of Fusarium mangiferae, 1044 nucleotides long. RefSeq lists its product as uncharacterized. The coding region runs from base 1 to 1044 and encodes 347 amino acids. Gene Ontology annotation, molecular function: protein binding. The record is from RefSeq and is a predicted model, not a curated record. Lineage: Eukaryota; Fungi; Ascomycota; Sordariomycetes; Hypocreales; Nectriaceae. The transcript has 3 exons.
AUGUUCGAACGACUACCCCAAGAGCUCUUGAACUUCAUUUUCAGUGAGAUAUCUAUCAAAGACGUCAAGAGUCUGUGUCAGACAUCAAAACACUUCCAUUCUUCUACUCUGCAGACCCUCUGGGCAUCUGUAGUCAUCCCGGCAUGGAGUAAGAACGACACUUACGGAAUUGGUAUCGACGGCUUUCCUCUCGAAAGACUGGCGUUUACGAAAUCUAUCAGUCUACGGUUUGUAACCGAGAGCGAUACAAGAGCCUGUCCGCAUAGUCGAAGACUACAGACCUGUCAACGAGCAAAGGAUGGAGAAAUCGUCGAAGAACGAGGUUCCUUUGAAAAGUUCAAUGAGGUUCGUCGAUUGUCUUCAGUAAUCCUCCGAAGAAGGGCUGACAGAAUCAAACCCAGUUGGGAUCUAGGAACGUGUAUACCGACUCCCAUUCUAGGGAGUGAUGGCAUUGUCGCCUGUCAGCAGUCUACGAUUAGUACUCUGAAACUCACAACGUACCCCUUUUGCCAACGCUACAACUCACGCGAACGAAAAAUCGACUUAUCUUCUUUCCAUCAUCUCCUAAAUUUCAGUUGGAGAGGACCCAGCUCAGAUAAUCUCAGAGCACUUGCCACCUCACUCAAAAACAACAAGCCGCACCUUGACACUUUGGAAAUUGACCUAGUCGACUGGCCACACUUGCGCAAGGCAUUGGGGUAUCAAAACGAUGUUGAGAGAGUGCGCAGGAUGAGAGCAAGAGAUUACGUGAACAAGAUGAUUCUCGGCCUCGACACACACUCUCCACACAUCACGUUUCCCAACUUACAUACCCUGGCGCUCAGUCGUGUGCCUCUGACCGCGACGCUUGUACAAUCUAUCAACUUUGAGGUUCUUAGAUCGCUGACAAUUCGGUCCUGUCCACAGUGGUACGAUUUCGUGCUAACAAUAGCACGGCGAAGAAUCCCAGUGAGAUUGAAGAAGCUCGAGCUCCAGGAAUCUUGGCCCAAGAAUGAUGCAGGACCGACGAUUUUGAAGACGGGGACCCAACCGAAGUUCUAUUAG